AUGUUUUUGAUAACUGAAGGAGAUGGAGCUAACAGUUAUGAAGGAAUCGAUCUCAGCAAUCCUGAUAUCUGCAAACAUGUUUUAUGUGUCCAAGGUGAACUUAAGACUGCUUCGCAUCAUAAUGGUAAUGUCUUUUGGAAAAUGAUCAAGUGGUAUCAACAGAUCGGUAACUUACAUAUUGUUGCUUUUAUUACAUAUGGCUACAAGGAUGUAUGGGAUCAUACAUCUGCAACUCGUACAAUAGAUGUGUCACCUUUUGUGGUUCCUAGAGAGAAUAUAUGGAGUAUAAAAGAUGUGCACUUCACUAAAGACGAAUAUGAAGAUUACUUUUUAUGCUUUUGCAAAAAAUAA
This is a messenger RNA of Rhizophagus irregularis DAOM 181602=DAOM 197198, 351 nucleotides long. Lineage: Eukaryota; Fungi; Glomeromycota; Glomeromycetes; Glomerales; Glomeraceae. The record is from RefSeq and is a predicted model, not a curated record.